AUGGCAAUGGCAAAGUCCCUGGUGGCGUUCUUUGCAGCCUGGGCAGCAGUGGCUUGGGCAGAGGCCAUCGAACUUGAUUUGCCAGACGAUUGCGAGGGUUGCCAGGGUCUGAACCUUCUUCAAAGGAAAGCAUCGCAGGACGCAAAAGCCAAUGAAACCUUACAUUGGCAAGGUGCUCGAGAAACAGGCAAUAUUUGCAUGUGGUCCAACUGCGAGCCGCAUUUGGGCCCUACGGAGUGUUACCACUUCCGCUGUGUGUGCCGCACGGACUUCGUCUACUCCGAGUUUGUGAAGCAAUGCGUCCAUCGCUACACCCCCGAGGGCAUGAAGGUCGUGUCGCCCCAGGACACUGGCGCCACAUGCUUCUUCAAUGACUGCCAAGCCAAGUUUACAGUUUGCUCUGACAGCAAGUGCCUUUGCAUUCCUGGCUUCAUUUACUUCGCAGAUCAAGGAUCCUAUGGCGGCUGCCAGCGGGACCCGAACCUAUUCCCGCCUAACCAGGUUUGGUCACCCAGCGAUGACCUGCAUAGGUGGCAGGAGCAGCAACAGCAGCAACAGCAGCAACAGCAGCAGCCGCCGUCACCGCCGCCUCAACAAGAACAACAAGAUCAUCAGACAGCGUCCAGUUCUUCUUGCACCAGUCACCCAGCAUGCUCGGGCUUGGCAGGAAAUUGCUGUCCCAACGACUUGGGCUUGAGCCUGUCUUGCUGCUUGAGUCGGUAG
Messenger RNA from Effrenium voratum, 723 nucleotides. Lineage: Eukaryota; Dinophyceae; Suessiales; Symbiodiniaceae. The record is from the annotation of a GenBank genome assembly.